Molecule: messenger RNA, 8719 nt
Organism: Pectinophora gossypiella (pink bollworm)
Lineage: Eukaryota; Metazoa; Arthropoda; Insecta; Lepidoptera; Gelechiidae
Product: transmembrane channel-like protein 7
Exons: 5
Coding region: 370-2763 (797 amino acids)
Cellular component (GO): plasma membrane
Molecular function (GO): mechanosensitive monoatomic ion channel activity
Source: RefSeq, a predicted model, not a curated record
UCGCCGAUUUUUUGCGGAUAUUGAAUUGGAAGUAUUUUUAUCGGCGUCAUGGCUUUUCAUUUCCUUGUCUAAGCGACUCUCAGAUGUCGGACACGGAGUAGGAAAGUAAUUUAGAAAUCGGAGAUUUGUAGGGAAACUGAAAAUCGAAUAAUUUGAAGACAGUGAUCAAUAUAUUUAUCUAUUGUUUGCCUUUUGAAUGGGAACCUGUGCGGUUACGAAAUUAUGACUGAUAUAGCAUUUUUUAUAAGGUUUUUGACUUCUUAUAAUGACUCAUUUUAUAGUUACAAAAUGUGAGUGAAAUACCUACAAAUAGAGAACAAUGGACUGACAGAUCAACCUAAUUAGAAAGAAAGAAUGUCAUCAUAAACCAUGUCGGGCGGCGGAAGUAAGGGCAAGUCGCGGGGCUCGCGCGGCGCCGGCUGGGAGGAGGCCGGGGCGGAGUUCUACCAGGAGUUGUACCCUGGCGCCGAGCAGGAGCUGUUCGAGAAUCUGCAGCGCGCCGACACGCGCCGCCUCGCCACGCUGCUGCCCUCCAAACACGCCCGGAACACUACCACGGUGAAACGCGCCCGGUCCCAGAAUGAGAGGCGCCAGUCGACCUUCGCCCGCACGAUGCAGAGCCGCGACAUACAUCUGUCAAUGUUACCAGAUCUAUCAGAGAACCUGUCAAACGAGGAGCGGACAUGGGAGGAGAUCAUGCAAAUUAAGGCGAUGCCUGUCCCGAUGACCCAGAAACGAGAGCUUAAGGCGAGACUUCAGAACGCCACAAAACUUCGCCUGCAAGGCUUAGAGCAGCUCCACUGGCGACAACGGAAAGUAUGGCACCGAUUCAGAGCACGGUUCACAGAGCUGAUGGGAAAGCUGGAGUUAUGGCAGUCACCCAUGAGGGAAAUCGAAGGGAAAUUCGGGACGGGAGUAGUCUCAUACUUUCUCUUCUUAAAAUGGCUGCUAUUCCUGAACCUCACCAUAUCUCUAUUCGUGAUACUCUUUCUAAUACUACCAAAGGUUUUACUAGUCGAGGAUACCCGCAAAUGCGAGGGUUUUCCGCAAAAUUCGUCAACAUGCUGUUCUGAAGCAUAUCUAGAUAGGAAUUUGACGGAUUCCAACAUAGUGUUAGACGUGAUUCAAGGCACGGGAUGGAUGGAACGGACGAUAUUGUUCUACGGCGUAUACAGCGAUCAGAUAUACACGUAUUAUCUGAAGAAUCUUCUCGAGAAACAAAUGUACUAUAACAUGCCACUGGCAUAUAUCCUUGUGCCAAUCGCUUGGGCCCUCUUGUCGCUGGUUACCAUCGCAAGAUCCGGUGCCAGAGGCUUCAAAGAGCGGCUGGUCGAAAGCGAAGGUCAGUUUUACCUGUACUGCAACAUAGUGUUCGGCGGCUGGGACUUCUGCAUCCACAACGACAGAUCCGCCAAGAUAAAACACAAGGCCAUCUUCAACGAAAUCAAAGGGUGCCUCGAAGAAGAACGGUAUAAAGAAGAAAAGUCUUCAAGAAGUAGAGAGAGCCAGAUCCUCCUGUUUCUGAAAAGGUUGCUAGUGAACCUGAUAGUUUUUGUUAUACUCAUCGCGUCUGGAGUGUUUAUAUAUUUCGUCUUUUAUUACUCCAUGGAGCAACUCAAGAGUAACAGCACUCCGUUACUCCAGAACACUCCUCUGACUGAGAGUUUGAACUUCAACAGCACUCGCGCGGAAAAACUACUUUCGUUCACAGUAGACCCGUUUGGGCAACUUCAAGUGACAUUUCUGGAGUUUCUUCCAUUCUUCUGCAUUGUGAUACUGAACAUAAUAGUACCGGUGUUAUUCGGGUAUCUGAUUCAAUUCGAAAACUACGUUCCGGCGUCUGUCAUAAUAAUAACUUUGUUAAGAACUGUCUUGUUAAGGUUAUCCUCCCUGGCUGUUUUGCUUUGGCAGAUUCACAUGCAUAUAACGAAAGAUAAUGGCGUCCAAUGCGCUUUGAAUAACGAGACUUCUGCCUCGGUCGAAUGCUGGGAGACAUACGUAGGUCAGCAGUUGUACAAAUUAAUACUAACGGAUUUCGCCGUACAAUUCGUGACUACGUUCUUUAUUAACUUGCCGAGAGCUUUCGUCGCCCGUCAUUCCAACAGUCGUUGUCUGAAAAUAAUCGGCGAACAAGACUUCUACUUACCAAAACACGUGUUGGACAUCGUUUAUACCCAAACUAUUAUAUGGAUGGGCACAUUCUUCUGUCCAUUUCUCCCGAUUAUCGGGACUAUAUUCUAUUUCUUAAUAUUCUACGUUAAAAAGUUCACUUGUCUUGUGAACUGUACGCCUUCUCCGGUCGUGUAUAAAGCGUCUAAAUCUAAAAGUCUGUUCAUGUCUGUACUCCUGCUUGGGUUUAUAAUAUCCAUGACGCCGGUCGCUUAUUCCAUAGCUGAAAUAGUUCCGAGCGUUAACUGUGGGCCUUACAGAGGCUUGGGGACAGUAUGGGAGUUCGUUAUUUUGACUUUCAACACGUUCCCAGGUUUUAUAAGGGACGCAAUAUUCUUUGUAGGAAAGUCUACUUUUGCUGUUCCAGCGUUUGCGAUACUUCUGUUCUUCUUGUACUAUUACUGGGCCGUGGCCACAGCUAACCGGCACAUGGUGGCGGUUUUGAAGAACCAGUUAGUUUUAGAAGGGCAUGAUAAGCAGUUUCUCCUGAAUAGAUUGAGCGCUUUCAUAAGACAGCAUCAGAAACGGUGCGAGAGAAGGAACCGGGCCAGUUUCGCUGACGAUGACUCGUCGAUACGGCAGAGCUCAAGGUAGACUUCACGGCGUUAGGUAAACUGUACACCUAAAAAAUGUUAUAAAAGAAAAUAUGCUCAGUCUAAAACUAUACGAUCUUAUUGCUCAAAAUCAUAAGGUAAGGUAGAUGCCAAGUUGUUCCGGCCAAGUAGUGAACGCAAUACAUGAAAUAAUUCUCGCUCCCCAUUUGUCCGGCCAAGUAGUUAAUGCCAUCUGCGACAAAUCUACAAUAAGUCACAUCAAAAAAAAUACAAAAAACAUUAGAUUGUAUGGAGCGCCCGGGGAGUGACUAGGCAACUGGGUAGUUUCCUAGGUCAAAGAUAAAUUAUGAAAUUCUGAUCACUAAAUAAAAACGGGGGGUUAAAAUGGCUACAUCGAAGCAAUUCAUCUAAGAAAAUAUUGCUAUUUGACAUUUGUUUGCAUUGCGCACUUACUUUUAUAUGCGCAAAUGUCAAAUUGGAAUAUUGCUUUCUUAGAUGAAUUGCAUCGAUGUGGCCAUUUUGACCCCCCUGGUGACAAAGAACGUUCACUUUUUUCUAUUUAACUUAUUCGUGCAUUUUAAUAACAAAGAUGGAAUAAUGAUAAAUGCGACAUUUUGUCACGUUUUUCUAUGACGUCACAGUGUGCUUUUUCAUACAAAUUCCAUAGUAAUUUCGUGUUUUGACGUUUAGUAAAAAGUAACUGAUUUGACCAAUUGGAAACUACCCUACUACCUUAUUGGCUGCAUUUUGCUAACUUUCACUGCCAUACAAAUACAGGAUGUUAGCGACAUCGUAACGAAUACUGAGGGGGAUGAUUCAGACCAUGAUUCUGUGUUGAUUUCAAGUGGAAUUUUCGCCUCAAAAUUCAUGAUAAUUUUAUGUUUUUCUUAAAUAUUGUGAGUUUUAUGACUGUGUCUUUAUUUUUGUUAAUUUAACAUAUUUUUUACACCGAUAGCCAUUUUUAUUCAAUAACAAAAUUUAGUUGUAAUUAAAUGAUUUUUAAAUUAAUCCAAAAUUAAAAUUUUAAUUAAAUAUAUAUAUAUAUAUUUAAAUUAUUUACCAUUCUAUACUUAUGCGAUGGAAAAAUUUGAUAUCAACUCAGAAUCAAGGUCUGAAUCGUCCCUCAAAGUUUUCGUUACGAUGUCAAUAACACCUUGUAUACAAUAACGUAUAACGAAUGCCACGAUGUAUUGUAUAGUAGUUUAAAAAUACAAUUUUAUAUGCGUGUAUUUAUUAGUACUAUAUGUUAGUAUAAGGCUGCCAUGACACUUGUGUAAAAAAAAUAAAUAAAAAUAAUGUAGAAUUGAUAAGGAGAAGCAAAUUAAGCAUACAUCCAUAAACUCACGACUAUUUAUAAAGAGGGAAUUUACAGGCUACGCUCCCAAAAACAAUAUAGACAGUGGCGGCCCUAGCAAAAUAUUUAGGUGGUGCCAGACCUCAGUGGCACCCCUCAGCCCCUUAAAAUUAAAAAUAAUAAUAAAAACACUUUAUUGCACACAAAUUUACAUAACAUUUAUAGGAUAAACUUAUUCUAAGGUGGGCAAAGGCGGCCUUAUCGCUAAGAGCGAUCUCUUCCAGACAACCCUCGGAAGAGGAUAUAGAGGACACUUGAACAGCUAGCUGCAGUGUAGCACGCAAAAAAGUAAAAAAAAAAUAAGAAAAAAAAAUAGACAUACAUAUAUACAGGGUGUCAGUGACAUCGUAACGAAUACUGAGGGGGAUGACUCAGACCAUGAUUCUGAGUUAAUAUCAAGUGGAAUUUCCUGUCGGAAUAUUCAUGAAAAUUUUUGUGUUUUUUUUCAAUUAUUUUCUGGUCCAUACAUUUGCGACGGAAAAUUCCACUUGAUAUCAACUCCGAAUCAUGGUCUGAAUCAGCUCUCAAAGUUUUCGUUACGAUGUCACUAACACCCUGUAUAUAUAUUAAAAUGUUGUUUACUGCCAUCCGGUGUGAGUAAUCUAACCCGAAGAAGUGAGUUUAUGUAUGAAUGUAUGUGUCCAUGUCCAUAAUGUUCGUAUAACAUAUUGUCUGAGAUUAGUAUCUUACACCCGUUUUCUAAGUUGCUAACUCUAACCUUCCUCGACUCUGUCCUGACUCGGCACAGGGCCCUAGACGUUCUUUAAAAAAAAUAAACAUAAAAUAUUAGUAUACAAUUGAGUAAUAUAGCUGCCUAAUAUCAGUUCUCAGACAGUUAAUCCCAUGCAUUCAUAUCUUCUAAAUAAUCACUAACUUUAUAAUUACCUUUUUUGUAAAGUUUUUGUUUAACUACUGUCUUAAAACAGUUGAAAGGCAAAUUCAGAAUGUCAAUGGGAAUCUUAUUGUAAAAACGUAUACAUUGCCCCUUAAAAGAUUUAGUAAUCUACUUUGUUACUUUUGUACAUACCUGUGGGCUUAGCACCGAACUCUCGCGACUCUUUCUCGCCUCGACAUACGUCACCCGUCUCUCUCACACAGUACUGCACAGAAAGAGACAGAUGAUCUCUGUCGCGGCGGGAAAGAGUCGCGUGCUUACAAUGCUAAGCCCGCUGGUUUUGUUAUGUCAUGAUUAUUGUAGUAUUAUUAUGUUGGCAGUAUGACAUGCUCGACUCCAGUGAGUAAACUCCUCGAGUCGAGGAUGUAAAUGUCAACUUGAAGUACUAAAAUGCUCAACUGAGGACUGAGGUGGAGGAAGAGUUGAGUGAACGGUCACGAGAAUUAAUAUGUAUACACUUUGGUACCAUGUCACAUUAACUUUUUUGACAAAUUGAACUGUAAAUCUCACUAAAUGUCAAAUAUGUUAGUGCGACAGAGUCCUAAAGUGGGUAUAUUAUAUUGCUCAUGACUGAACGUCUUUGAAUACGGUUAUAAGUUCAUCAAUAUUUAAGCGUUUUCUAUGUAAAAACAUUCCUUGUAUGGGUCUUUUGUAAAUAUCUAUCUAAACUAUAACAUUGUAUAAGUAGCAAGUUAAUAUAAGUUAUGUAACAAUUUAUACCGAAUAAUUUAAGUUUAAGUAAUGUAAAAUAAUUAGAAGCUUCGAAAAGCACGUUAAGCCGUUGGUCCCGGGUUGCUAGCCAUAAAAAACCACCAACUCGCAGUGGAGCAGCGGGUAUGCUCUACACCUCUGGUUGAUUGAGGGGAGGCCUGUGCCCAGCAGUGGGACGUUGGUAGGCUGUUUAUGUUACUAUGUAAAAUAAUCGGAGAUAGCGUUGCCGGCUAAAUACUAUUUGCUAAAAUAACGGUGCUAAUUCCUGUACACACCAUCUAAUUUUAUUUUAAGUUAUACCUGCCAUUUUCUUAUCCGACGAAAAGGAAAGUGACAGGUAAUCGACAAGCAUAAAAUUUAUGGAACACACGUUAAUUUUAAGCACAGAUCUAAAAUAACCUUAUAAAAAAAUACAUUGGCCAAUAACCGACAGAAUUAAGGUGACAGCACACAUGCGAGACACCUAUUUGAUUCAUUCAUUUACCCAUUCUCCCUAAAAAUUUUAAUUUUAAAGCGAAUGAGCAACUCGGGCGAAUGAAAUAGGCAUCUCGCUGGUAUGUAAUCCGUUUGACGUGCUGUCUAUUUAAAUCUGUCGGGUUUUUGGCUGAUAUAAAAUUUUUAGACGAUUGUUUUAGAUUUCUGCUUAAAAUUGACGUGUAUUCCAUAAAUUUUAUGCCUGUCGAUUACCCGCCCCUUUCUUUUUCAACGGAUAAGAAAGUGACAGGUAUAACUUAAAAUAAAAUUAGAUGGCGUCUGCAGGAAUUAGCACCAAUGUAAAUAUAAAUUAGGUUUACUGAGGGCCUAUUUCAUCACUUCCUGAGGGGGGUAGUUCUCCGAACUCCGAAAGUCAAUAUAAUUACUGUAAAAUCCACCUUUCCACCUUUGGCUACAUCCUUGCUGUAAAGUAAAAUUGUGAUCAAAUGAGCGUAUUGGAAAAAAAACCUCUAUAAUGUCCAAAAAAUGAUAAAAAUGUUAGUGACAUCGUAACGUGUACUGAGGGGAAUGAUUCAGACUACGAUUCUGGGUUGAUAUCAAAUAGAUUUUCCUGUCGGAAAAUUCAUGAAAAUUUUAGUGAUUUUUAUAAUUAUUUUCAGUUCCAUCCUUUUGCGACGGAAAAUUUUACUUGAUAUCAACUCUGAAUCGUGGUCUGAAUUAUCCCUCAAAGUUUUCGUUACGAUGUCACUAACACCCUGUAUUCUCAGCUAGUGAUGAAUCAGACCGUAAUAUUCACUUAUUUUUCUUGUACAGAUGCAUUUUUUUUAUUGUAGUGUCGGACCAGAAAUAUACAAGUUAUACAAUAGUACGGGCAAGCAUCAUGACCUCCCUAGCCUUAUCCCGUUUUUCACAGGGUCCGUUUACCUAACCUGAAGAUUUGACAGGUCCGGUUUUUACAGAAGCGACUGCCUCUCUGACCUUCCAACUCGCGAAGUGAAAACCAGUCCAAUGCAGCAGAGCUAACAUACACAACGUGAUAUAAUAUCGAUCGAUUCAAUAAAUUUUGACGAAAUCGAUAAGUUUGUUUUUUCCUUAACAUGCGUGCCACGUGAUGAAACUAAUGCUCGUAUUUUGACAGAACGACAUAUUAGCACCCAUCGACAAUACGACAUAAUUAUAUCGUCAGAAUCGAUAAAUUGACCGUGACAAAAUUUUAUCACGUUGUGCAUACUUACAGGUUAGGUCACAUACCUCCGAAACACAUUAUCGGGAAUGUGGGAAAUCACCAACUUAAUUUGGCAGGACUGAAACUAGAUCUCUCUUUCUUACACUUAUUAUAAGUGAAGAACGACACUAGUUUAAGAUCUGUUAAACUAAAAUUGGGAUUAAUCAUCAAGAAAAAAAAUACGUAAGACAUGGCUGUAUGGGCAUAGUUCCCUUUGCCUUACACUUCGGAAAAACCAAAACAAAAAAAAAAUAACUAAAAUUGGGUUUUUUCCGUUUAAUGGUCAGGCUAAGAUCACGACGCCAUGUUGCCUAGUAAAAUUGGUUCGUGUUUUCAAAUACUAUCUAUAAAUAAGUUUUUUUUUCUUAUAUAUUUCUGGCCUUGAUAUUAAUAUUUUUUGUCUAUAGGGAAAACAAGUGGUCAUUCAUUACUUUAGGAAAAUCACCCUUAGCCCAGUUGCGCAAAGUCAAGCAAUGGAUACAUUUACUCACUCUCCUCCGUGCUUCAGAAGGCACGAAAAAGAAAUCCAAAUUUGCUUAAGUCAUAUAAAGCGAAGAGUCCAUAAACUCUAUAGACAAAAAAUGCCAAAUAUUUAUUUUUAAUGUUACUCUAUUUAAAGACAAGUAGCAUUUCGGUGAUCUCAUUUUUUUUAUAUUCUCUUUAUAUUAAUAUCUAUUUUACGAACUUUCGCCGCCAUAAAUGUACCUACUCCGCGCAAAGCGUUAUAUUUUUGUAUACUUGUCUCGGAAGUUUUUGUAUUCUUUAUACAUAUAAGUAAAGAAAUAGGGUUGGAAAACUUAAAUAAGAAUUCCAACCCUAUGAAUUGUCAUUAGUGACGUUCUCGAAUGUUCCCGCUUUGGUAAUGUUCUGGACAGGGAAAAAGCGUAAAACUUAUAUAAAAAGAACUUUAUUACCUAACCUUUAGGCAGAUAAGACCAUAGUAGUCAUGAGCAAAAUUAUGUACCCACUUUAGGACUCUGUCGCACUAACAUGUUUGACAUUUAGUGAGACUUACAGUUCAAUUUGUCAAAAAAGUUAAUGCGACAUGGUACCAAAGUGUAUACACAUUAAUGCUCGUGCGUGACCGUACAAGAAAGAACAUUUAGAACAAGAAAGUAGCCAGUGUUUCAACUACUUAUAUAAAGAAUACAAAAACUUAUGAGACAAGUAUACAAAAAUAUAUCAUACUAUUCUGUGCCAGGGAAUGAAAUUUUGGUGAAAAAAAGCACGUUAUAAUAAAUAACUCUCCUUUUUGCUUCGCAGCAGUCGGGUAAAUAUCGAAUCUAUGUAGAAUCUUUAAUUAUGUCUGCCUAACACUGCCGAGUCAAAAAAUCUUGUUUAUAAUAACAAAGUAAGCAUGUCUGAAAUACUUUGGA